Molecule: messenger RNA, 396 nt
Organism: Vicia faba (fava bean)
Lineage: Eukaryota; Viridiplantae; Streptophyta; Magnoliopsida; Fabales; Fabaceae
Source: the annotation of a GenBank genome assembly
AUGGCCAAGAAGAACAAGAGCAAGAAGAAUAAGAAUAAGAACCUUGACGAAGCUUCAUCGUCCAACCUCAUUCCCAACUCACCACCACCACCACUACUACUACUACUACUACCUCCACAUCCACCACCUGUUCGUCCCAAGAGAACCAUCGCUGAUCAGCGUCUGUAUAACAAGAUGGAAAAAGAGGCUUUAGCUAUAGCUACCACCGCUUUUACGAAGUAUGAUUGCGACUCGAGUAUUGCCGAGGAGAUAAAGACGGAGUUUGAUAGCAGAUAUGGCCCCACUUGGCAUUGCAUCGUUGGUAGCAGUUUUGUGUCGAAUGUAUCUUAUGAACCACACUUCUACUUUUUUUUGUAUAUCGCUCCCAAAGACAUUUUACUUUUUAAAUGUGGAUAG